Choloepus didactylus (southern two-toed sloth) is the source of this 3698-nucleotide messenger RNA. It is a transcript of the gene L3MBTL4, whose product is annotated as L3MBTL histone methyl-lysine binding protein 4. The transcript has 19 exons. Gene Ontology annotation, cellular component: nucleus. Bases 293 to 2137 code for a protein of 614 amino acids. Lineage: Eukaryota; Metazoa; Chordata; Mammalia; Pilosa; Megalonychidae. The record is from RefSeq and is a predicted model, not a curated record. Gene Ontology annotation, biological process: regulation of DNA-templated transcription. Gene Ontology annotation, molecular function: zinc ion binding; protein binding.
CCUCCCUCCCCUCCCGCUUCUUUCUCUUUCUGUUUCGCCGCCGGGCGCGCCGGGCUCCCGGCGCUGCCCACUUGAAGCCGCCGCACUUGGGACGUGGCGGCCCCUCUGCCCGCGGGGUGCCCGGGGCGGGGGCCGGGGAGACAGCGUCGCCCGGCGGCGGGGGAGAACGUUGGGCCCGAAGAUUGCUGUGAUAUGCCUUGUAUGACAAAGACCCCUCACAGAGAAUACCUCUGCCUUGACACAUGUGGAUAGUCACAGCAUGAAAACACUGUAAAGGAGUGCUGAAGUGGCAAUGAAACAGCCCAACAGAAAGAGGAAGCUCAGCAUGGAUUCCAGAGACCAUGUGAAUCAGGGUGAAUACUUGGAACAAACUGAAGAAGAAAAGAAGCCCAGGAAUGGUGCGGCCCCUUUGAGCCAGGCAACCCCAGUGGCCGCUCAGGACACGUGGUCUUGGGAGCAGUACCUGAUAGAACAGCAGGCCGUAGCAGCGCCCGUGGAGCUGUUUUCCAAGGAUCAAUCCUUUCCAGAGCACGAAAAUGGCUUUCAGGUUGGAAUGCAAUUAGAAGGCAUUGACCCCCGCCAUCCGUCUAUGUUCUGUGUGCUUUCUGUGGCUGAGGUGUGUGGUUACCGCCUAAGACUCCAUUUUGAUGGCUAUUUGAGCUGCUAUGAUUUUUGGACCAACGCAGGCUCCCCUGACAUCCAUCCAGUCGGUUGGUGUGAAAAGACCAAACAUGAGUUGCACAUCCCCAAGGGUUAUAGAAAAGAUAAAUUUCUUUGGAUGGAUUACUUGAAGGCCUGCAAAUUGCAAAAUGCUCCCAAGAAAUUAUUCAGAAACAGAAGUUCUAGUGGGCCAGUCCCUAAAGAAUUUCAGGUUGGAAUGAAGCUGGAGGCUGUCGACAGGAAGAACCCUUCCUUGGUGUGUGUGGCAACCAUAGCAGAUAUUGUUGAAGAUCGCUUGCUAGUGCAUUUUGACAAUUGGGAUGAUAGUUACGAUUACUGGUGUGAUGUUAAUAGUUCUUAUAUCCAGCCUGUGGGUUGGUGUCGGGAGCAUGGAAGGACCCUGAUCGCACCCCAAGGAUAUCCUGAUCCAGAAAAUUUUUCCUGGACAGAAUAUCUGGAAGCCACUCAAACAAAUGCAGUUCCUGCCCAAGGUUUCGCAAUGCGGCUGCCUCAUGGUUUUCUGCCAAAUAUGAAACUUGAAGUCGUGGAUAAGCGAAAUCCCAGGUUAAUUCGUGUUGCUACCAUUGUAGAUGCUGAUGACCAAAGAGUAAAGGUUCAUUUUGAUGGUUGGGACCACAAAUAUGACUACUGGAUGGACACAGACAGCCCCGACCUGCACCCCAUUGGGUGGUGUGACGUCACGGGGCAUCCAUUGGAAAUGCCGUAUCGAGCACAAGAUGAGAAAAUCCUUCCAGGUCAAGCUGUUUGUCCUACCCCAGGGUGCCGAGGAAUAGGCCAUAUCCGUGGUCCACGUUACUCAGGACAUCACAGUGCUUUUGGCUGCCCAUAUUCGGACAUGAACUUGAAAAAGGAGGCAGUGCUUCAUGAUCGUCUCAGAGGAAAGACACAGGCAAAUUUGGAAUCAGACUCUUCACAUUUAAAAUCGAAAAACCUCUGUAGUUUGAAUGUCAACGGAAAACAUGAAAAGGUGAACAGCCAGCCCAGACUUGUACAGCAGGCAAAAUGUUUGAAAAUCAAAGGAAAAGAAGAUACUGACUUGGAUAAUCUCUUCAGAGAAUAUCCAGCUGGGCAGGCGCAGCAGGCACUGCACCAGUCGGUCUUCAUGUCAGCCCUGUCGGCCCACCCUUUCCGGGACCUUCCCCUCGUCAGAGAGCAGCACUGCAAGCUGCUUCCAGGCGUGGCUGGUAUUCAGGCCAGGGAAGUGGCUGGCUGGACCGUGGAUGAGGUGGCUGAAUUUGUACAGUCUCUUCUGGGCUGUGAAGAGUAUGCCAAGUGCUUCAAGAAAGAGCAGAUUGAUGGCAAAGCCUUCCUGCUUCUGACACAGACGGACAUCGUCAAGGUGAUGAAGAUCAAACUGGGCCCUGCACUGAAGAUCUAUAAUUCUGUCCUGAUGUUCAGGAACUCCCAGGACCUCACUGAAGAGGAUGCCGUCUCAGGGACAGGCACCAGGGGAUAGUGGGCUCAUGCAGCUUCUCCUGGCAUCAGGGCCGGGCUCCUUCAUCAGUAAAACCAGCGUCCUCCACACAGUCACAUCUAGACUUAAUCUGGACCUUGUGCGUGUCUCCUCUUGGGCAUCACCAGCGCAGAGGUUGGGGCACAUGGAUAGGUUCAUAAACAUCGUUAUGUUUGGUUAAUCCUUUCAACUUUGUUGGGUUGCAACAAACAGACCAAAGAAGCCCACUCGUACACCUUCAUUCGUUUCCCUCUCCGUAAAACAAACCACUUCCCAUUUUGCAAGCAUAAAACUCUCAAGUGAUGAAAUAUUAGAAACACAGUAUUCACAAAUACACUGUUAAUGUUUUCACCAGAAUAACAUCUGAGCCUUGCUCAGAUUUGCCAUCUGGAUGGCAGCGAGUUGAGAAGAUGGAGGCCUGGUGCUUUAAAAAGACUUCAUGUGAGAUUUUUGUGUACUUUACUCAGGAAAAGUGUGAAUCUUUAAAAUAAUAAUAAUGAGCACAUGUUUUCAGAAUUCAUUAAUUCUCCCUUCUGACCUGUUACCCAUCUCUUGGCUAUGCUCCAAAGGUCUCCUGGAGCUACAUUAAGGUGUGUGUCCAGGUGAGCUGGGAGCAGUCAGGCCGGGCUCUGGGCCAAGGCUGGCGGGACCCUAACGCAUCCCCACAGCAGGGAUACACGUGCUUUCUGGGGGCCCCAGGGGUCCUCGCCGGAACACUGGGAUCGGCUGGUUCACCAGAUGCCCACCCACACCUAUUCCUUCCGGCGUCUGCUCAGAGCUGAUGUCAGGAGGUAGGGAGCCGCGUUCUGCCCGGGGCCCAGGGUACAUCUCUCAGAGGCCCACUCUUAGAAAGGCAGCUCUCGGAAGUAAGGAGCUUGGCAUCUACUAUUUGUUUGAAAAAUCCUGGUUUGCUAUCAGACCUCAUUUUAGUUUUCUGUGUGAUUGUAUUUGGGACUUAAGUUGCAUGGAGACCACAGUUUUGAAAGACAAGUACCUCUUUUCUUACACACCCCCAUAGUAAGAGUGACCAGUUCCCUCGUGGAAGUGGAGAGCCGUUGUUUUUGAGUUGGAAGAGAAAUGGAGUAGAUCAGACUCAGGCCUGAGUGUACCAUUUUCUUCAUUAAGAAUGUUAUGGUUUCAGAAAGUUGUUCUGCUUGGAGAUUUCCUCAACCUUUAGGUCAUGUAAGAAAAAACAUUCUUCUCUAAAGGGUGUGUUGUAUAUAAGACAUUUCUUUAGAUUCCUUACCUGGAUGCAAUUUUAAUGUUAUUGGUUGAUGUAAAUUUUUGUUUCUGUGAAGUUUUGUUUUGAUUUUUCUGUGUGUGUGUUCUUUUUUGUAGACUACCAUGUAUGAUAAAAAUUCCUGCUUCUGCUAUGCUAAAAAUUUAAUAUAUUUUAAAUGAUAAUAAACAGAUAAAACCCAUGCCUCGUGGCCUUUCAAAUAUGUUAUCAAGUCCUGUUCUCACACCACAGCCUGGAAGCUUUUUUUUCUCAGCAAAAAGGAAGAGAAAAGGCAAUUCUGCACACAUUAGCCAGCAAAGAGGUCAGCCAUUUUGGAAAACUGUG